This is a messenger RNA of Diceros bicornis minor, 1309 nucleotides long. It is a transcript of the gene MRPS12, whose product is annotated as mitochondrial ribosomal protein S12. NCBI's taxonomy places the organism in Eukaryota, Metazoa, Chordata, Mammalia, Perissodactyla, Rhinocerotidae. The transcript is spliced from 3 exons. Gene Ontology annotation, biological process: translation. The record is from RefSeq and is a predicted model, not a curated record. Bases 103 to 522 code for a protein of 139 amino acids. Gene Ontology annotation, cellular component: small ribosomal subunit; ribosome. Gene Ontology annotation, molecular function: structural constituent of ribosome.
CGGCCAAUCACGGCCGGGAUAACCCCCGGAAGGGACUCGAGGCCGGGUUCAGCGUGUCUGCGGACUGGGCUAGGGUCGGAGAGGGACGCGGCAGGCGGCGGGAUGUCCUGGUCCGGCCUUCUCCGUGGCCUCAACACGUUCCUAAGUUAUGGCCUCGCCCUGGCCCCCCGGCUCCAGGCCGCCCGCCCCAUGGCCACCUUGAACCAGAUGCACCGCAAGGGGCCUCCGAAGCGGCCGCCCCCGACUCUGGGCCCCACGGAGGGCCGGCCGCAGCUGAAGGGCGUGGUCCUGCGCACGUUCAUCCGCAAGCCCAAGAAGCCCAACUCGGCCAACCGCAAGUGCUGCCGGGUGCGGCUCAGCACGGGCCGCGAGGCCGUCUGCUUCAUCCCCGGCGAGGGCCACAGCCUGCAGGAGCACCACGUCGUGCUGGUGCAGGGCGGCCGCACCCAGGACCUGCCCGGCGUCAAGCUCACCGUCGUGCGCGGCAAGUACGACUGCGGCCACGUGCAGAAGAAGAAGUGACGGCUGGGGCGCGGGCUGGCCUUCAUGCAGAGCCAGAACCUGCCUGUCUGGGCUCCUGCAGGACCCUGGGGAGCUGGGCCAGCUCUGAAGGCAGCUGGUCCUGGGUUCGAAUCCUGGGCCCACCUCUUCCCUCGAAACCACCGUUAGCCCAUAGGGGUCCUGGGUGUGGAUUGGAAAAAGGCGCUUCUGCCAACACGCUUGGCUUCCAUGGAUGAGUGUUGGCGCCAGAGACCUUUCCUGCUGGGACAGGACACGGCACUGCCACCUGCUGGGAAGGACUUGCAAUAAACACAGACCCCCCCACGGUUGUUAUAAACCCGUUCUGGUAGUGUUCGCCCUCUGUGUGGUCUCGGCAACUGACAGCCCCUCUGGGCCUCAGUUUCCUCCUCCAGGAAGUAGUUCUGCCCGGUGCAUGCCCUGGGUUGGGUUUGGUGAAGAUGAAGAUAGAUGCUCUGUGUGCAUACACGUGCAGGUGGCGGCUGUUCUGUGCAGCAGGCGCGCAGCCCUGAGGCCCAGUUCCCCUGCCUGCAGGCCGAGGGCCAGGCAAGGAGGCGCCGCCGUCCAGCAUCCUCGGCUGAAAAGUGGCCGUAACUGUAACGUUGGCGACAAGCGGGUGUUGAAAGGAUCGAGUGGGGUGCCCUGCUCUUCUGUUAUUCUGACUCACCUGCCCGUGGGUUCACAUCCUGCCUCCACCUCUUCAUUGUUCUGGGACAUUGAGUAUAUUUGUUGCCCCUCUGGGCCUCAGUUUCCUCCCUUGGCAAGUGGCGCUGAGCGUAAUACUGACCUC